This is a messenger RNA of Penicillium argentinense, 837 nucleotides long. RefSeq names its product TBCB family protein. The record is from RefSeq and is a predicted model, not a curated record. Gene Ontology annotation, molecular function: microtubule plus-end binding. The transcript is spliced from 3 exons. Gene Ontology annotation, biological process: cytoplasmic microtubule organization. Bases 1 to 837 code for a protein of 278 amino acids. Gene Ontology annotation, cellular component: cytoplasm; nucleus; microtubule plus-end. Lineage: Eukaryota; Fungi; Ascomycota; Eurotiomycetes; Eurotiales; Aspergillaceae.
AUGGCAUUCCAGCCUACUCCGAAUGAUGUUUCCGUCAUUAUCACAGCCGCGGCUUUGGCCCGUGGCGCCGACGCUGAGCCAAACUUUGUCACUGAGCGUCGUAUCACUCCGACCUGGACAGUUAUGCAACUCAAGGGAAAGCUUGAGACCAUGACUGGCGUGCCACCGGGCAGCCAGCGCUUAAAAGUCAAGGUACCUGGGCGGCCUGAGCAAUGGGCCGACGGGGAUGAUCGGCUCAUUGGCGAGUGGGGUCUAGUCAAGGGAUCUGAGAUCGAGGUUCAUGAUUCUCGCCCGCCGUCGAUGAGGCCUAAUUUUACAGAUCUCUCUUCCGUUGAUAAAUAUGAGCUGCCCACUGAGACCUAUGAGUCUCUACCUAAUUCUGUCCUGGCCUGGAAGAAGAAUCAAAAACUCGGUCGUUUCGACCCAAAUGCUCUUUCGCCCGAGGACGCAUUGCGAAAGCAAGUAGAAAAGGAUCAAAGCGAGGUUGCUACCAAAGAAAUUGCCGUUUCCAAACGGGCGAUCAUCUUGCCUUCGUCUCCGCCGCAUAUUCGCCGGGGAACUGUUCGAUUUGUUGGUCCUGUUCCGACAAUUCCUAUCUCGGGUCCCGGCCGCGAGUUGGAGCGUAAGGGCGAGCUUCCUAUGGAGUUGCAGCCGAUCUGGGUUGGUAUUGAGCUGGAUGAGCCGAUGGGAAAGAAUAAUGGUAGUGUGGGUGGUCAGCGAUACUUCGAGUGUCUCGACAAGCGAGGUGCUUUUGUCAAGCCUGAGAAGAUUGAAGUGGGAGAUUUUCCCCCUCUGGACCUUGAAGAUGGCCUGGAUGAUUUGAUGGAGGAGAUUUAA